UGGGAUUACAUUGCUAAAUAUAAGGGGUUGUAUGGAUCUGUCUUGAGGCCAAACAGUCUACCCAUUCUUUGCUGGGGCCCGAAACGGCCAUGCGGUACACCCAAAGGGUUCAAAAUGACCUCACGUAGCACGGCCCAUUAUGUUGUGGUUGUUGCUGCAGCUCUCCUACGCUCCCCAUGCUGUCGCCUACCACCGUCAUCCAUCAAUAAUACAUCGUCGAUUAUAAUUAUUCACAAUUUGCGGCAUCGCCAUCAAGGCUGUGACGUCUACUCACCACCAGAUCGACAGGCACGCGAACGACUCCUGUUGGUGAUGCCGCCACGGAGUCAAGCAGUCUCGGGGGCAAUUGUUCAACAGUUGCAGUGAGUUGAGGUCCCAGCAAGCCCAUCCUGAGGAAAACAAAAGUGGAAGGGAUAGGUCGGAAUAUCCGAACCUUUGGUCAAAGGACUGUACCAUUCCCUUUGUUUGGAUUACGCUGGCGAAUAGGGGCCUACCGAGACCAC
Tricharina praecox is the source of this 503-nucleotide messenger RNA. RefSeq lists its product as uncharacterized. Lineage: Eukaryota; Fungi; Ascomycota; Pezizomycetes; Pezizales; Pyronemataceae. The coding region runs from base 115 to 366 and encodes 83 amino acids. The record is from RefSeq and is a predicted model, not a curated record. The transcript has 3 exons.